UGCAUAACCUCAAUCAACAACUAUGACAUUCCGAUAUGCCAUUUAUUUUCUUAUUCAUUCGUGUUUUUUGUUAUUGCUGGGUAGUGCAAAUGACUCCUGUAUUAAAAACGAGAAAAAUAACUGUUCUGAAAAGACAGUUAACAAAUAUGCUAAAGAUGUUAAUAUGAAGUUUAAGAAGUAUUACAGCCUUAUAGAGGAGGCUAAAGAGGGUUAUAAACCUUGUAAUGCAACUAAAUGUGGUUGUUAUACAAAUGUAAUAAAAAACGACUUGACUGUUUUUAAGAAGAAUGGUAUAUCGGAGAGGGAUAUACAAAAUAUACAAUCAAAGGGCACAAAAUACCAAAUAAUUGACAAUAAACUCUUCAGAGAAAAAAACUGUAUGUUCCCUUCAAGAUGUUCAGGUAUAGAGCAUUUUUUACUUGAGUUAAUACCAACAUUGCCCGACAUGGAUUUAAUUAUAAACACUAGAGAUUGGCCUCAGGUUCCAAAACAAUACGGCGUUUUCGGGCCGGUUUUUUCAUUCUCAAAGACCUCCGAUUAUCAUGACAUCAUGUACCCUGCAUGGGCUUUUUGGGAGGGGGGUCCAGCUAUAAGUUUGUAUCCCAGGGGAAUUGGUAGGUGGGAUAGUCAUAGAAAAAUGUUGGGAAAGUUGGGGAAUAGAACUGAUUGGGAUGAUAAAGUUCCCAAAGGGUUUUUUAGAGGAUCUAGAACUAGCUCUGAGAGAGAUUCCUUGGUUUAUUUAUCUAGAGAAAAGCCAGAUUUAGUGGAUGCACAAUACACCAAAAAUCAAGCAUGGAAGUCGGAUGCAGACACCUUACACAUGCCACCAGCUGCUGAGGUGUCUUUCGAAGACCAUUGUAAGUACAAAUACCUCUUCAAUUUUAGAGGUGUGGCUGCUAGUUUUCGCCUAAAACACAUCUUGCUGUGCAAAUCGGUGGUUUUUCAUGUUGGCAACGAAUGGCAGGAAUUUUUCUACGACUCUCUCAAACCCUGGAUUCACUACGUCCCCAUCGAAACGAACGCUUCUAAAGAGAAAAUCAAAGAAAUUCUUGAAUUUAUCAUCGAAAAUAACGAUAUCGCCAAAGAAAUUGCCGAGAAUGGGUAUAAUAUGAUAUGGGAUAAUUUAAAGUUGGGUGAUGUUAGCUGUUAUUGGAGAAAACUGCUUAGAAGCUACGCAAAAGUUUUAACUUAUAAACCAGAGCUGGAUAAAAAUCUAAUUGAGAUUAAAAAACGUUAAAACAAUAUGGUCAAAAGUUUAGUGUUGCAUGAUUGUAUGUUGUAUAUUAUUUAUCAAAAUUAAAUUAUUCCAUAUCCAAUUAUACAUAUACAAAAUGGCGAAAUACUUUAAGGGCCACAGGGGUUUAUAAAUAUAAAUUAGUAUUACAAAGAAAAAGGAACAAAUGAGUCUAAUAAUAAUGACAAUAAUUAAAUUAAGGACAAUAAUAUUUAUAAAUGUAAGGAAUAUACAAAAUAUUUACCUACAUUUAGUUUUUGUGAUAUUAGUUGCA
Messenger RNA from Brassicogethes aeneus, 1508 nucleotides. Lineage: Eukaryota; Metazoa; Arthropoda; Insecta; Coleoptera; Nitidulidae. The record is from the annotation of a GenBank genome assembly.